This is a messenger RNA of Salmo salar (Atlantic salmon), 4588 nucleotides long. RefSeq names its product transmembrane protein 125. NCBI's taxonomy places the organism in Eukaryota, Metazoa, Chordata, Actinopteri, Salmoniformes, Salmonidae. The record is from RefSeq and is a predicted model, not a curated record.
AUGCCUGUCAUUCUCUGGCCCUGAAAAAGUAUUGGGAAAAUCCUAUUUUGUCUGUUUGCUCCGUGCUAUCUCAACCGUACACACCCCCCAACAUGAGAUGUGUUUAUAAUUCCAGGCUAGAGCGCGGGCUUUCCCCGUGGGACGUCGGCGAAAGGUCGCGCGCUGCACUGUAGCCCAAGUAGGAUAACUGCAUACGUGGAGUGUGUCUGAAAGUGUAGCCCGAUCCGCUCUCGCCUCCCAACCCGCGUCGCUGCGGCGUCUUGUGACCAGACCUGCAAUAGGGAUAGUCCGCUCGACCUGAGCACUGUUCCGGGAGCGAGAGGCACACACUUCCAUCACCCUCAGUGGCUCCACACCGCAGAAAGGUAGUCUAGUCAGAGUUGUGCGUUGAUUAUCGAGACGAGACUGUUUCAAACUGUUUCUGCACGCACCAGAUUAGCCGCGGCAUAUGGUUGGGAAUUGGAAAUACCUCCCGGCGCCCGAGCGCAGAUCUGUGUGUGGAGCGGUUCCGUUUCACGCCACUGAGAAACGGGGAUUAAGAGCGACAGGGAACGUGUGAGCAGCACGGACAGAACAUCCCAGCCUCAUCCCCAGACGCCUGCCUGCCGCCAGCCCCAAGCAGCACCAGCCUCACAGCCUCCCAGCCCCCAUGGCACUUGGCACUGAUUCCCACCGCAAGGACAGAUGGUGCCAACCCUGACCCCUCUCCUCGCCCGCGGGGGACCACACCGCCACAGAGAGACCACCCAUUGACAGGAACAGGAAGAGGAGGGAGCUCCGUCGCCACGGCAACUCCUAGCCCCACAUCCUCCCCAAGGGCCUCAGAUAAACACAUUCACACAGCAGGACCUCGGUGAGGUCCCUGUUUUGUUUGUCGCCGGAUAAUUUGUGCCUUUGAGAUUUCACCACCAUCAGACUUUUUCUUUAGGCGUUCCAUUCCAUGCCUGUUUAGACUGUAUGAGAAUGUGCUGAUGGACCAGGACCAGUGCAGGAGUAUGACAUUAGUUUGCUGAAAGCCAGUGAAACUUCAUCCUGUCUGGUACUUCUCCUCUUUCCCUCCUGGCUGGCCUGGCCUCUCAGGCCUGGAUGAAUUAUUAAACGGACUCUACAGCCAAGCUCAGGCUCAGUGCUGCUGGGAGCUCUAUAGGCCUCUUUAAACCCUUGCUGAUUGAAGGGAUCGGAGUCACAGGUCAUAGGUCAAACGACACUGCAAAGAGGAAAGAGGUAGAAGCAGUUUCUGCCGUUUAACUGCAGAUCAAAGCAAAACCUCUGCAACUCUCUGGCUCCCUUGGCUCUCAUCUCCUCCAGACAGAAGUCAAACAACCACAAUUUUGUUUAUUCUUUACUGGAAAUUAUUAUUAUAUUGAACCCAUUAAUACUUGAUCUACAGACUGAUGACCAUAUAAUGGCCGACUCCUAUAAAAAAAUGUAAAAAACAGAACAGCACUUCAACACAAAAUUAGACACUAAUGGCUUGGUGGGAUGAAUUCAGCAGGGCCAAAUAACAGAGGAGGGAAUACGGUGUCCCUAAAGCAUAGCAGGUAAUUGGAGAAAAGCACAGCUUCUCUGUCGAGCCGACCGACAGACUGACCUUCAGGCUGAAAACUCGGGAACCAAAAAGGCAUGAACUAACUGAUUUCCAAGGCUUACGGUUAUCUCAGGGAUUUCAUCAUCAUUAUCACAGAGAACAUUUGCAUCACUGAAAUAUGCUGCUCUGCACAAAACCACCAUCAACGUUGUUAAGGUGCAGACGUUUGGGAGAAGCCAUCGUCUGCACCUGUCUGCUAGAAAAUACGGAAGAGAGACUACAGUAGAGCACAGGGAGAGAAAACAGAGGAGCAGACGAUAACGGUAUUUAUAUUGAGGUAUCUAUCAGGAUCCAUCCUGGUCCCGUAGCUCUGAGGGUUCAGUGACGGGCUGUCCUCUCAGGCUGCAGUGGAUUACACGAGGGACCCUGUGAUCCACAAAUAAUACCUGUAAUCCAGUGAGAAGGAACUGUGAUCCGGAGAGAGGCCCAGUGAUCGAUCCACUAAGGGCUGCUGUGAUUCACUGAGGACUGAGACUUUCAGAGAGAAGGAACUAUGACCCAGCACUGAGCGUACCAGUGGUCCAGGUUGUGUCCUGCUAGUGUUCUGCUGUGGUGAGCGUGGACGUCAGGCUGGGAGAAUCAGGAUGCCAGAGCUGGAGGACUUCCCCCCGAUGCGGGGCGACCAGCCGGCUGGUCCUGACCCGGUCCAGAUCCAGCGCAGCAUACUGGACGAGCAGGUAGAGCUGUGGUGGUUCCGCGACCCGGCCAAGUCUCUGCUGUGCUACGCCGUCGCCGUCCUACUCAUCCUGGGCUGCGGCCUGGGGGGCAUACUCCUCCUCUCCACCACAACCAGCUUCUCUAGUGACUGGCGCAUGGGAGCGGGCAUGGCUCUGUGUCUCUUAGCCCUGGCCGUCCUCCUCAAGCAGCUUCUGAGCUCCGCCGUGCAGGACAUGAACUGCGUCCGCAGCCGGAGGCGGAUCGAUAUGCUGAAGAGCGGAGGGCUGUCGGAUCUGUUAGUGGUUCUCAUCACGGGGCUGUGUCUGGUGGUCUGUGGGGCCGUGCUGCUGAAGCUGGCACUAGGACACCACAUGCCCAAGCCUGGCGUAGCCCUUAAUGACAUGUUCAUCUCUGGGGUGGUGUUGUUAGCUGGAGGGGGGUCAGCGGUGGUGGGGGUGGGAGUGUACACGGGGGUGCUGUUCCUGUUGGAGAGGACGUGGCCGGGACAGAGGUUCAGGGAUAGGGCCAUGGGGGUGUUCACUAUCUCUGGACGACACAUGGACCAGGGUAGGAGGGAGACCACCUCUAGCUUGGCUAACCUCAUCUGACCUGACCACCAGAGACAUGGCAUGGGACAGGUAGCCCAAAACAGCAGAUGACCGCAACACUCAUAUGGCCCAGAUCUUAUCCAUAUGUGGGCACUGGGGAGGGUUGGAGCUUAUUGGUCAGCUCUGGCUUGAGGUAUGUGGGCUUGUAAUUGCUGGGCCCCAUUUGGUGUGAACGUGGGCCACAUCCACCUUGCUGUCUGGGAGGGACCAAUGGACAUCACAUGUGAAAAAGGCUUUUGAGCAAAGUGGCCGCCUUUGAGCAACUAAGUAUCAAUUCAAUUUUGCAGGUCCAUGAAUUGCAUUAUGGGAUAGAGAGCUGUGUCGACACAACACGUUCUAUUUGAAUGAUUCAAGCAUGGGCCAUUCUUGGAUAAUUACUUUUAUGAGAUGGAACCCCAGCAGAGCACUACUCUAUAAUGUGAAAUAAACAGAAUGACAGUGACACAGACACUGGUCCCGGACACAGAACAAAAAUGAAGAUUCAUAAUGGGUCUAAUGUAACAGCAUCAUCCACUACAAAAGCAGUUGGUGAAAAAGCUGCUGGAAGGAAGAAUCAUAUCAUAGAUGAAUGUAAACAGACUACUGUACUGUGGGAAGUGAUUUCCUGAUAAAUGUCACAUUUUGUCACCUUUUUAUGUCACAGGUUUACAGCUGGGUUGGGUAGUCAAAGGCCUUGCAACUCUACAAAGAAUCUGAGGAGAAUGCCAUUGUCGCCUGGUUGAAUGGUACAAUAUGGUUUAAUUGAACAAAGCAUCUGUGUGUGUGUGUGUGUGUGUGUGUGUGUGUGUGUGUGUGUGUGUGUGUCUGGCCCUCACAACUCCUUAUCAGGCAGUGCAUGUGAGCUGCCUGUCGCUCAGAGACAAUAGGGGUCACUGAGGCGGCCAUAGUUGUUGUACCGACGGCCGGCCAGGCCAAUGGACAAUGGGCAGGCUGUGGAUCGUAAGGGGUUGGCAUCGCCCAGUACGGCUUUCCCUUACCACCCUCUACACACACACACACACACACACACACACACACACACACACACACACACACACACACACACACACACACACACACACACACACACAGCAGCGGCAGUGACUGUGGCUGUAAUCCCUCAUUGACAAGGGACUGUUCUCUGACCUGAAGUCUCUCUCUGUCUGUGCUGUGCAAUGCUAUGCAGGACAUGCUGUUUGGGUGGUGGUACCAAGUAGGUUUGUGCAUUCAUGACAGAGAGUGUGAGAGACGACAGCCAUGAAACAGUGAUGGGAGAGGAAGCGAGAAAGAGAAAACAGCACAAUAUAGCGACACGAGAGAAACCAGACGAGAAAGAGAAAGAGAGACAGAGCUAAACCCUCAGGUGCAGUCCACCUUAUAGGCCAUAGGGGGCCCAUACUCACAAACUUGUGCUUAAACUAUCUGCUAGCUUUUCUCAUAGGCAAACCUGGCACAAUUGGCCAUCUGGCUACCAUGAGUCAUUUGUAGGGUGAACAAAAAUAUAAACGCAACAUGUAAAGUGAAAUAAAAAUAAAAGAUCCCCAAAAUGUUCCAUAUGCACAGAAAGCUUAUUUCUCUCAAAGUUUGUGCACAAAUUUGUUUACAUCCCUGUUAGUGACCAUUUCCCCAGGUGAGGCAUAUCAAGAAGCUGUUUAAUUAGCAUGAUAAUUACACAGGUGCACCUUGUGCUGGGGACAAUAAAAGGCCACUCUAAAAUGUGCAGUUUUGUCACACAACACAAUGCCACGGAUGUCUC